UUUAUAUUUUUUACGAAAAUGUCUGAUAAAGAAACAAAAAUCGACAAGGAAACCUCUCAAUAAACAUGUGGAUCAGAAGUCAAUUAGUGAUCGAGAUGUUAACUUGCGCAAACAGGCGAACGUGCAUACGGACGGCCGGAAAGAUUGCCGGACUCCUGAAACGCUUGCCGGCGUCACUGUAUGAAAGCAGAGCGACGGCACCGCGUCCGCCGGUCGAGUUGAAUGCCCCCGCACAGGUGACAGGGCAGCGAAGUGCAUCAACAAAAAUAAGCAUUGAUGUAAAUAUGACAGACAUGCAGGGAGCGCAGAUCAAAAGAGAAAGGGAUGCGCGAGAUGCGGGUCGGUCUAUCGCGCGAGAUAAAGACAAGGGACUAGAGGACGCGAAGCUCCACGUGCCGCCUUAUAAUGUUUACAAAGAUAAUUGGCUAAACCGAAAGCUCAACAGAGUGGGACUUCCGCUGCGUACCGCCCGUUACAAUUCCGACAUCGGAAGAACCACCGUCGUCAUGUAUACGGACAGCCCUAUCAACCGGAAUCUUAACCGCGUCGGGAUACCGGGGAUAAUUUUCCCAGUUACCAACAAGAGCACUGUGACUGUGGCCAUACCUAUAACGAUGGAUAAGAUAUUCAACAGUGAUCAGAUGGAGUCAUUCAGCAGCAACCGAGAUAUCCGUCAGCCCAUUUGUUGUAAAAAACAUCCAAAUAAUGUCCGGUACAACGGGUUCUGUGACGGGAGCCCAAAUAUUUGUAUAGCCAUGGAGUAUAUGUCGAUGACGUAUGACGCUUUACAUUUAAGGCACGAUAUUGACUUCACAGAAAGCGAACGUUUGCAAAUAAUUCGCCAGAUGUGUGAAGGUAUGAAAUAUCUGCAUUCACGAGAUAUGCCCCAUGCAGACCUGAAAUCUGAAAGCGUGCUACUGAUUUACAUGAAAGGCAAAGAACGCGUGGCUAAACUGUCCGACUUCGGACUAUAUAACGUUCAUAUGACGUCAUCAGUAGCUGUCGCGAAAAUAACUCAAAAGUCUAUGAUUUCGAGAUACUCCGCACCGGGAGUCCUUUGUGGGGAAAUCCUGAAGAUACCGGAUAUGAUGGAAGCGGAUAUCUGGUCGCUCGCGCUCCUACUCCAUGAGGUGUUUUUCGACUAGGAGCCUUACUUCGACACGUCGUAUUAAACCUUGCUUCAAGAAGUUGGGACCAAGGGCGUCACACCCAAGGGGCCUUCUGAUGAUAACCAUACCGUUAGUGUUACGCAGAAAAAGGCACUAAGCUUCAAUCCGGCAAAGAGGCCUGACAUUAUUACCUACAUGUGUCUAAUAUUGAAAGAAAUUGACAGCAUUUACAAGGACUAUGCGUUGGGUAUCUGAGAGGCUGCGAAAGUUUACUUGUUUUUUGUUUUUUUGUUUACCAAUCAUACAUUUUCUUGUUUGGUAUUCGUCAGCUAGAAUUGCUUUGAUGUCUUUGGUGAGUUAGCUUAGAGUAUUUGAGGCCUAACAUUGCCUCGACUAUGUUUUAGUUGAUUUUAUGUGCAUUUUAUGAAUUCAUAUAUAUCAUGUAAUCUCGUGUUUGUCAAAAAGCAGCUAGAAAUGAGGUUAAUUUCUGAAAAAUAGUACCGUUUUUAUUUUUUUAUAUUUUGUUGUCUUUUUCCAUGAAGAUCUAGGCAUUUUGAACAAAAAUUUAAACAAAUAUUUAAUAACAUUUUACCAAUAUGUACUGUACAUAGAAACAGAUAAGGUGCGUAUUUGCGUAAAUACGCUUUUAAAAUGAGAGAAAACGAAAUUGCUAUAAAAAUCGAUGAGUAACAAAACGCAUUAGAAAAGGCAGAAUAUGCAAAGAAUUAAAAAGGGAUGCGUAAUGAAUUAAUUUUAGAAUUGGAAACUCAAUUCGUCUAAUUCGGCGACCUCGAACUUUUAAAACUCAGUUGAAAAUAGAUAAUAGUUUCCGUAAUUUGCCGAUCAUAAUCGAAGGCCUCGGGGUUUGAAUAAAGACGCUUUCGUUGAUUAACGAGUAAAUAAGAUGUUAGCCGAAUGCAGGCGGGAACUCACGUGUUUAUGUGCAAGCUUUUCCACGAACAUGUCAUCUAAAAUGUGUUUGUUUUAAAAAUCUAGUUUAUUUUAUAAUGUCAACUAUACGCUGUACAACAACUUUAAACACUCAGUUUCACUCAUUUUUAAUAAUCAAGUUGUUACCAGUUAGUGUUUCCAAACACCCUAAUAAAAGACAAUUGACACCACGCCGAUAGCGAUAAUGCUAUGCCUCACGUGACCUCUUAUUAAGGGCCCUCCGACAAGUACGCAGAAUCAGACGAUAAAAAAUACAAAUUUAUACUUGACAAUCAGAUAAAAAUGCAUAGAACAUUGUAAAACAUAGCAAUAAAAGCAAGUAUAACAUUUGAUAAGUUCAUUAUUAUCAAUUAUAUGCAAUGAAUGAUUCAAGUAGAAAUAAAGCAUGAACUUUAAAAUAAUUCAUUCCAAAUAACAUCGGAAUUUUGUUACAGUAGAAUAACAGUCUGUUUUUUAAAACUCUAAUUUAGGGAAACAAAACAUGUAUUAAUUUCCUUUCCGAUUGUCAACAAAAAACGACGUUUGUAUUGAUCCAUUGUCAAAACUCAAUAGAUUUCGCUGUUUUUCUUCCUUUAUCCAUUAAGAAUCACCUGUUUAACACAAGUGUAAUGAAUUAUUAUUAUUGAUUUAACUACCUUAAUGUUUCUUUCAAUGAAUAAAUAUCCAUAUUAAAUGAAAUGCAAAACUGUUUUAACAAGCAACAUAGAAGUAAGAAAUGACAAUAGUCAUUAUAAAUGCACAGAUUUUUACUUUUAUUUGCGUCAUUUACAAAGAUGAUUUUGUUAUAUCUAUGCGUAUACACUUUUUGUUCCCAUUAGUUACAUAUCAGAUAUUUUAUUAAAUUUAAUAAAAAAUGUAACUCA
Messenger RNA from Mya arenaria, 2923 nucleotides. Its product is annotated as probable myosin light chain kinase DDB_G0275057. Bases 66 to 1145 code for a protein of 359 amino acids. The transcript has 2 exons. Lineage: Eukaryota; Metazoa; Mollusca; Bivalvia; Myida; Myidae. Gene Ontology annotation, molecular function: ATP binding; protein kinase activity. The record is from RefSeq and is a predicted model, not a curated record. Gene Ontology annotation, biological process: protein phosphorylation.